Messenger RNA from Bactrocera dorsalis (oriental fruit fly), 3522 nucleotides. RefSeq lists its product as uncharacterized. The transcript has 3 exons. Gene Ontology annotation, cellular component: nucleus. The record is from RefSeq and is a predicted model, not a curated record. NCBI's taxonomy places the organism in Eukaryota, Metazoa, Arthropoda, Insecta, Diptera, Tephritidae. The coding region runs from base 1025 to 2017 and encodes 330 amino acids.
AAAUGCACAUGCGAUGCUUCCUAAGGGCGGAAUCUCAAAGAUUUCGUAUCCAAAAAUUUGUGAAUGAUGCUUAAAUAUGUAACUAUAAACCCUAGAAAUUUCGCUUUAAUCAAAUAUUUCUUUCCUUCCCAAAAAAAAAUCGAUUUUUUGAAGCCUCUAAACCUUAAUGUAUUUUCAAUAAUUUCGGCGCCAUGCAUUAAUAUUUUAUGCAUAGUCGGAGUCAUGGGAUGCCACCCAUAGAGAUCACAAUACAAUCUGGUCGUUGCCAUAGCAUACUCAUCAAAUCUUUAGGUGCCUAUUUUAUGUUCACUUGAGGUAGUUUCCAAUAUAGCUUUUAAUCUAUAGAUGAGUUUAAAAUCAACUUUUGUUAAAUCAGCAGCUAAUUGCGGGUUUUCAAAAAAUCUCCUACUUUUAUUGCCAUUAUUGGUAUUGCCGAAAUUAGGAUGUCUACUAACAAUCCAGUUUCUAUGCAAAAUCUUUCUUGACUAAUUCUUUUGGUUUGUGUUUCUACCCCUUUUUCUUCUUUUGAUCUCUUUUGUCUACACUUUUUUAUGGGUAACUUUUAUGCCAGAUGUAAAAUGCUUCGAACAAAUCGAAUCCGGGCGUGCAGUACUUUGGAACUUGUCUGUAAUUUCUGAGUCAGAUUAUUAAAAUCUCUAGAUGUGGCUCCCGAAAUAUAACACAUGCUUGUUAAUUUGGUAUCAGUUGCAGUAUUGCACACAUGGCCGUCGACCGUUGUCAUUUUAAAUAUAAUAUGUAUAUGUUCAAAGAAAAAAUUGUUCUCAUGCAAUUUAUAUUCUGUACGCGUCAAUUUUUAACUUUUUUCUUCUUUUGUUACAUCCACAGAUACUUUAACAAACCGAAACCUACUUGGUCUACGAUAUCUAGGCGAUGACGGUGUAGAGUUUUGCCACAUAUUUUUUUCCUUCCUUUCCACACGUUAUUCUAAGAGGAACAAACGAACUCAGAAACAUAUUGAAGGGGGUUACCCUGUAAGGCGUUGCGCAAGUGAAAAAGCUCGUAAAUGAAAAAAAGCAACUCUGUAAGGCGACAAGCGCAUUGGAAAUUGCGUUUUGCCCACUUAUUUUUACCCCUUCGCAAUGACAGCACUCUGUACUGCGUAAACGACUGUCAAAUCUGUGCGUUUAACAUAUUUUUGAUUCGAUAUCAAACUGGCAAACGCAACGGACAAAAAAUGGAACAUUCUAAAAAUAAACAAACAAACCCAACACAGUUCGAAAUUUUAAUCAAUUAUAUGAAAACACAUUCGGAACUUUCCAAAGGACAACUGAAAACUGUGGACGCGAAAAAUGCUGCAAAUUAUUUAUGGAAAGAGUUGGUAUGUGACCUUAAUGUUGCGGGGCCACCAUCGCGCGAUGUUUUAAAAUGGAAAAAGGUAAAAAAGAUUAAUUGUAAAUGGUUUUUGAAGCACAUAUUACUUAAUUAUUUAAAGGUUUGGUUGGAUUAUAAAACCCAUUUGAAAGCAAAAAUGCGGCGGAACAAAGUAAGUAUCUCUGGAACUGGUGGUGGUCCUCCAAGUCAUUACUCCUUAACACCGUUGGAGGAGCAGGUUAGUGAGCUUCUGGCAAUGGAAAUAUCCGUCAGUGGAAUAAGCGGCGCCUCAGAAUUUGGUGCAGCACAGUUAACACAACCAAGUGGGUCAGACAUCACAACCGACGAAUUCCGACAGAAUGAACCAACGCCGGUGGAUGAAAUGCCACAUUGUUCACGACAAAGAGUCGCUCCGCAAAAGAAAGAUAGCCUUUUAAAUAAGCAGGUGGAUAACCAAAUCGCUUAUCACAAAGGUUCAUUAAAAGUGUUAUCUGAAAGUAAUGAAAAUCUAAAGGUAAUUUCAAAAUGUAUGAAAAAAAAACAUAAAAUGGCUAAAAGAAAAUAUAUAUUGGCUGUUGAAAAAUUCGAACACAAAAAAAGGAUUGAUUUGGACAAAACAAAACUAAAAUUUGCAACACUAGAACUAAAAAAGCAAAUGCUAGAAAUUGAACGGUCCGACCAAUAAAAAUAUUGUAUUUUAGUUAUUGAUAUUGAAGUCUGUUACUUAUUUUUUAAUACUUACUGAUAAUUACUUAUUUAUUAUAUUAAUAGUUUAAAUGAAUUGUUUUGAUUUAAAAACGUAUUUCGUGCUGAUGUGAUAGUUUUUACUUUUUAUUACAUACAAGUAUAUAAUACUUACAUAUAUAGAUAUGUACGAGGGCUGUCCGAUAAAUAACCGACCUCAACGUGAAGCUAGCCGCACAUCUGAAAAAAAAGUUUCUACUUCAAAUUGUGGAUAUUAUAAUAGCUACUCGCCAAAAUUUCAGAAAUUUAUCUUGCGCAAUUAUCUGUUGACAGUCGUUUUUGUGAGUCUAUUUCGGUGAUUUCCCCAAAAUGGAAAAAUUGAAUAUCGAGCUGUAAUUAAAUUUUUAUUUUUGAAAGGCAAUACGCCUUCACAAAUCAAAGAUGAGUUGGACUCUGUGUAUGGUGACUCUGCACCAUCGUUUACCACCGUAAAAUUUUGGGCAGCUGAAUUUACACGUGGUCGCAGGAGCUUGGAAGAUGAUGAACGUCCUGGGCGUCCAAAAACUGUAACCACUAACGAUAACAUCGCUAAAGUUCAUCAAUUGGUACUAGACGACCGCCGGAUUAAAGUUAGGGAAAUAGCUGAGAUUAUGAAGAUGUCAAAAGAAACUGUUUGUCACAUAUUAAACCAAGAUUUGGCCAUGAGAAAGCUGUCCGCGCGUUGGGUGCCGCGUUUGCUUACGCUAGACCACAAACGUGCGCGCAUGAACAUUUCCAGCGCUCUGUUGGAUCAGUUUAGAGGCAAUAAGACCGAGUUUUGGCGCUGAUUGAUAACUGUAGACGAAACUUGGAUUCAUCAUUAUACGCCCGAAACAAAAAACCAAUCUAAACAGUGGAUUGAAAAGGGGGAACCAGCCCCAAAAAAACCUAAAGCUGUGUAUUCGGCUGGGAAAGUGAUGGCGAGUGUUUUUUGGGACAGCCAUGAAAUUAUUUUUAUCGACUAUCUUGAAAAAGGAAAAACUAUAACAGGAGCAUACUACGCAUCAUUAUUGGACAAGCUAAAGGAAGAAAUUUCGAAAAAUCGGCCACAUUUGCAAAAAAAGAAAGUCUUGUUCCACCAAGACAACGCACCAUCUCACACCUCAACAGUCACCAUGGCACCAAGCGACUUUUUUGUUUCCUCGACUUAAAACUGCGCUCGGCGGCCAGAGAUUUUCGUCAAAUGAGGAGGCAAUCUCUUUCGUAAACUCGUAUUUUGCAGACAAAGACGCCAAGUAUUAUUUGGAAGGGUUGCAGAGAUGGGAGCAUCGCUGGGAGAAGUGGGUGGAGUUACAAGGAGACUAUGUAGAAAAAUAAAAAAAAAAUUUGAAAAAGUCGCGUGCAUCAUGGUUAGGUCGGUUAUUUAUCGAACAGCCCUCGUAUACACAUGUGCGAGAGACUAAAGCUUUAUAUCAUUAAUGUGAAUUUUAAUCAAAUACAUGAGAAAUUGUGAAAAAUUAAAAUGUU